AUGCCUGAAGCUGAGACAGUCACAGGCAGAGAUUCCACGUCACUCAAAGAAGAUGAGGUGAAAAAGAGUGCACAGAAACCAAUGAACUUACAAAUUAAGAUGAGAUCACAGACUGGUGAUAAACUCAAUACAUGUGAUAUAUGUGGUAAAGGGUUUGCUCAUAGUUCAGCCUUAGGAAGACACAAACGAACACAAACUGGUGAUAAACCUUAUAGAUGUGAUGUAUGUGGGAUACACAUAAGAACACACACUAAUAAUAAACCCUAUAAAUGUGAUGUAUGCAGUAAAAGUUUUGCUCAGAGUUCAAGCUUAAGGACACACAUAAGAACACACACUGGUGAUAAACCAUAUAAAUGUGAAAUGUGUGGGUUUCUUUAA
Molecule: messenger RNA, 378 nt
Organism: Mytilus californianus (California mussel)
Lineage: Eukaryota; Metazoa; Mollusca; Bivalvia; Mytilida; Mytilidae
Product: zinc finger protein with KRAB and SCAN domains 3-like
Exons: 4
Coding region: 1-378 (125 amino acids)
Biological process (GO): central nervous system development; regulation of transcription by RNA polymerase II
Cellular component (GO): nucleus
Molecular function (GO): DNA-binding transcription factor activity, RNA polymerase II-specific; RNA polymerase II cis-regulatory region sequence-specific DNA binding
Source: RefSeq, a predicted model, not a curated record